Pocillopora meandrina is the source of this 15897-nucleotide messenger RNA. The record is from the annotation of a GenBank genome assembly. NCBI's taxonomy places the organism in Eukaryota, Metazoa, Cnidaria, Anthozoa, Scleractinia, Pocilloporidae.
AGAAAAUGAAAUAAGAAGCUUAAAAUCCAACUCUGGUUAAAUGUGGCUGAUUUUGCCCAAAACUUUCAUAAAAUUCUGGUAAGAAGUCAAUUGUAUUUAAUUUUAGCUGGCCAUGGGAUAAUAUGUUUCGCACUUUGUACUUACAAGUUAAGCUUUAAUGGACCUAGUUUCGAUUUCUUUGUCGGUGGAUAGAUCAAGGACGUUUAAGUUAUUUUUAUCCAUUUCAAACAAACAUUUUACAAAAAAUACUGAAAUCAGUCAAUGAAGAUUUCCAGUUGCUUCUUUAAUUAGUUUCUGCCUCAAUUCUUUUGAAGUGCAGUAUGCACGUUCUGUUUACUAUGAAAAGAGUUUCAAUGGUGUCACAUUGUCUUUGCCCUUGUGGCAUUUAAGAUCGAUGUUAUUGAGGAAUUAAAUAUCCUCAAGUAUAAAUUAGUGUUUGUUUUUUUCAGUCUGCAAGAUUUUAAUCUUGCUUGCACAUACUUCAGCAAUAUCAGUAUCGUAUUGCUGUGCCAGUAAACACCAUAAGGCUCUCUGGAAAUUCCUGUUUAUUUUAAAGCUUUUCCUAAAAGAAGAGCUUUUACCUCCCUCCUCUUAAGAGUGGUAAUAUUUUUGUGUCCUUUUUUUCAUUUUUUGAGUUUCACCAAGCAAUUGUGGCCAGUGUAGGCUCAAAGUUUGAGAAUUUAUAAUUAAGUAUUGGAUGAAAUGAUAAUAUCCUUGUUCAUAUUUUCAUAAAUCCUCUUUAUUUGUCUGCUUGUCAUGGUAUUGAUGCUGUGAGGAGAAGGUGUUUCUUGGUCACUGCUGGGAGUGAAUGGUUAAAAUUAUUUUCUAAAAUGACCUCCAUUAAGUAUCUCAUGCACAGUCCCCUAACCUCUGUGCCUUGUCUUAAGGCUUGGUCUGGCUCUUCCCUUUAGUCUUGAUCAUGAUAUAAACAUUCUUGUGCCACUCAUGAUCAUUGAUCAUUUUCAUAUUAUUAAACUUAUUCAGUUUGUAAUGUUAGUCUGGCAGAGAAGCAGAGGAAGUAAACAAUAUCAAUAUAGAUUAUUUACAUUCUUUAGUCACUUUUAUUAAGCAGUAUUGAUCCCUAGUAAAUGUUUUUUUUUUUAUAUAGAUUACAGAUUGAUCAAAAUGAACAAGAUAUCAAUGUUUUGGAAGUUGCUUUAGAAAAGGUGAAUUUUUUACCAUUUCUGUUUUUAGUGUGUACAUCAAAUGGAGAAAGAUCAGAAACUGGGAGAAUAAGAAUUUAGUAAAUAGAAAAGUAAUGUAGACAUAGAUUCCAGUAAUAUGUGGACCUUUGAGUAUUAAGGCUUCAAGAAAUAAGUUUGGAUUAAGUUCAAACCCUUUACAUCGUUGUGUAAUAGCCAUAUGGCUCAGUGUGCACUUUUAUUGAUAAACAGUAGAAAAAUCCCUGUUUGAGGGUUGUAUAGGAUGGUGGAAGUAGAGAUGGAGGAAAUGUAUAUCCUUGUGUUUUUCGCCGUGAAAUUCAAGCAAGAAGAAAGUGCAAAAAAAUGAAGAGAAGAAAUCAUAUGACAAGGUGCUUAUUGACUGAGUUUAGUUGGCCCAGAGAGCUAAAUAUUUCUUGUUUGUGUUUAAAGUAAGUACCAAGUUUUGUGCAGAACUUAAUUUAUAAUAACUUUGAAUAAGAUGCAUUCUUAAAUUGCAGUAUUGUCAGCAUCAGUUCAACAUAAUUUUUUGCCUUUGUGUUCCUUGUAGCUGAUCAAGCUUUGUGGUGGAAUGGUGGAGACAGGGAAACAGUUCAACUUAUCCACCAGGUAGUGUCAGUACACAGUUAAAGAACUCUGAUCUCUUUUUGUGGUUUUUCUCUUGGUCUUUCACUUCUCCCUCUUUGGAAAGCUCUACUCUUUAACCCUUUUGACUCUUAACAGUGACUAACAUUGAAUUUCUCCUUCUAAUCACUUCUAAAUCAAAUAUUAAGGUGAUGAGAAUAAAGGAAAUGUUUGCCAACAAAAGAAACCUUGAUUGUCCAACAAAUUCUCCUGCUCAGCACUAUGAGAAAUUUAUAGAGAACAGUAUGGAGAAUUUGUAUACAGAUGCAGGGAUGUAAAGGUUAAAGGAUUAUUGGGUUUCUAAAGGAUCUUGUUUCACAUAUGAGGGUUGUCCUGACCAGGUCAUAACAUCUUUUAUAUAACAGCAAAGUGAUACAGGUCACCCAAUGAUAUAAGUUGGUUUCCUGUGGCACCUGAAGUCUAAGAUAGCACAGUUCGGAAUUGAAUAGUUCAGACAAGAAUUGUUUGUUAGUUACAUGACUGUAUUUUCACAUAAAGGCUUUCGUCACUUUUCCUUCAGUGCUUUAGUGAGUGGUAUUGACAACCUGACAAAGUACUUUGCAGGAGAUGAGCUGGUGUCAUUCACACUGGACAAGUUCUCUUGUGCUCUGACUGAGCUUCAGAGCUUCCUAUCAGUGAGUGAGAUUUCCUCAAUUGUCAACUCUAUAAUAGUCCAUAGUCCUUCCUUAAAAUCACAUCUCAUUUAAAAAUUAAUAUUUCAAUUGGUGAAAAUGAUUUAUAGAAAAAAAUUUUUUUCUGCAUGGAAUUGUUGCCCUUUGUGAUUUUGUUGUGUUUGUUUUCUGGCAGUCAUGGAGAACAAUAUGUUGAUUAUAUCAUUAGACUGGUGGUAAACAGAAGCUGUUACAGUGGAGAAUUGUGAAUUUUUUGUAUGGCUUCACAUACCCCACACCCAGCCUUAAACAAGAACAAGCAUAGACUGAUAACUCUCUUAUUUGCUGUACAUUUUGUGAAUGUGUACAUCAUGUUUUUGACAGUUCACUUUCAUUACCAUUGACUUCAUACCUUGCAUAAAAAAAAAUGUUUUCUUCUCUCACAUCACCUAGAAUUGGAUUUUUGAUGACAUGUUCGGUGAAAUAAUCAGUAUCUGUAUUUUCCUCAGAUUCUUUUAGAGCAAGCACAAAAAUCAAUCUCAAGCACACUGAGAACUUUUAUCAAAGAGUAAGUGUGGUUGUGAAAAUUCUUGUCAGGUUUGUCUUAAAAAGAGAAAUUGGAUAACCUGCAUUGCACUACAAAAGGGUUAACACCCACUUGUAUUUUGAAAAUUUUGAUGAAAUCACAUCUUUUCAAUUCCAUAACCUUUCUAAAUCCAUCUCCUCUCUCUGUAAAAGUUUUUUCCUUCUAAGAUUUGCAUAGUUCUUACACAGCAAUGGACAGUUUGAGGUGGGGAGAGGUACAAUGUGGGAGAAGUUAAAUGUAAAGUAAAGAAGAAAAAAGUGAAUUUUUCAUUUUUUUACAUUGAUAGUACAAUGUAGUUGUGACAAUUGAUUUGUUUGCCUCCUCUUGUAAAAUGAGCCUAUUUACAACUGUUUUAAUUACACAAUUCAAGAUUGAUUCAAGAUUCCAAUUGACACUGUCAGCUGUUAAAAACAGGAAUUAAAACAGUUGUAAUGAUGCAACUACAAUUAAAUAAUAUUUAUUGAAUCAAAUAUACUCUAAAAAGAAAAUUAAGUGUGUUGUCAUUGUUACAAUUUUAGAACAUACCUGUAGCUGCUCAAAAAGUAGAUGAACAUCAAAAAUCUUUGCAAAACUAAACACUAUUUAUUUUCUCUCAUUUACAGGGAAGUCAAGAAGGUUAAGGAUGCUAAAAAGCUGUUUGACAAAGUCAGUGAUGAUUUGGAUAAGUGAGUGUAUAAUACUUGACAUGUAUACUGUCCUUUUUGACAUGAGCUCAAUGAUUGGUGCUGUAACUAAAGGGUCAUGUUGGAUUUUCUCUUAUUUACCCAUUGGCUUUCGAGAUAAGGCUCUUUAGCACUCUAAGCUCAAAUUUUUUUUGCCAUUUGGCAACUGAAAAUCAGAAAAAAGUCAUCAGAGCUGCAGGCAACACCACAGUAGCCAGCAGUCAUUGUAAGGUUCACUUAAUUUAACAUCUCAGGACUUGACACUUGAACAAGGAAAGAGGAAGUGGCAACAGCCUGGAACUGGUUUAUGACUGUGCAUGUUGGUCAUAAAGAUUUUUGACAAAUGCAAACCUUUCAGAUUUGUGGCAUCUGCACACAGAUUGGCCAUUCAGUGACUUUUGCUGGAAAUAUACAAGCCAAAUUUUUUUCCAUUCACCUUGGUGACAAAAAUGGUGGCCGCUUGAUGCACUACUCCAUAGUAUGACUGGAAAAGAAACAUUACAGCCUCCCUCCCUUGUAGCCUGAACUCUAGUUCAUUGAAGGUGCCCUAUCCCCCCAUACCCCUGUACUCCCUAUCCACCCUACACCCUACCCACCCUACACCCUACCCACCACUUCACCAUGGCAGGUUGUCCUUUGCCCAAAAACAUAAGACCAGGAUUGUGUGCUAAUGAAAAUGUUUGUGAUUUUUUUUUUUUUUCUUUUUAGUGCCUUGACAAGAAAUGCACAGCUUCCACAUCACUGUAAGGCCUCUGAAGUGGAGGAGGUUAGAUUAUUGUUAUAGUGUAGAGCUUCAUGUGUAGUUGCUAAAAAUUUUGCAUAGCCACCUAGAUGUUUGUAUAUGUAACUUGCUGUGUGUUACUGUGCCUACCAAUCUGUAUUAUAUAUGACGAUUGAAGGACCACACUGAAUACCUUGUAGUUAAUUUAAUUUUUUUUAUUGUUUUAUUUAUUUAUUUUUUUUUAAUUUCCACAAAACAGGUUAAGAAUGCAGUGAAAGCUAAUCAGACAUGUUUUAACCACACAGCAUUGGACUAUGCCUUCCAGGUUGUAGAUAAAGUGUAGAAGUGACAAUUUUGAGCUUGUCAUGUUCAUUGAAUCUCUGUCAAUAGUUGCUGUAUUGUCUAGUAAGCAAGCAUGAAAUUUAUCCCCCUUCCAAGAACUAUUGUCAGUUUUUUAAAACCAUGCUUUGUAUUGCAGAUCAACAUUUUACAGUCACGAAGAAGGAUUGAUGUUCUAGACACUGUAAGAAGUAGAGGAUAAUAGAUGGAUGCACAGAGAUAUGGAAUUCUUCUUGCAGUGUUUAGUUGAACACUUGAAGGAAAAUUCCUUACAUACAAGAGACCAAAUAUUAUUUUGUUUACUAUUUAAUCACUAUAGGCCUUAAAUGACAAGAGUAUAAUUGCCCAUUCCAUGAUCAAGUUAUGCAAUUGGAACGGUUUCGCAAACCAUUUAAGCAACUCAUUCAUCCAUAUGAUUGGUAAACUAAUCGCACAACCAAUCAUGGUUUAAUAAAAUUUUCAUUCAUUUGAAUGGCUUGCCAGUCCAUUUGACAUUAUCCGUUUUAUUCAUUCAUUUGAAUGGCUAAGCAAACCGUUUGAAGGGCUAAUCAAACUGUUCAAGUUCAGUUUGCCCAUCUGAUAAAAAUUUUUACUCAUCUGUUCAAAUGGCUGACCAAACCUCUCAAAUAAUUUAUUCACCAGUUCAAAUGGUUAGGCAAACUGUUCAAAUGCCUCAAGGACUGUUCAUCAACCGUUUGUCAUCUGUGUGUUUUUGCUAUUCUAACAGUUUUCUGUUAGUGUCUGUUUUGCCUUCCAUGGUCACAAAUUUACCAAACAACCUUGUAUUAAGAAUGGUGAAUGUUUUGCUAUUCAUUUAUUAACCUGACAGAGUGGCACAAUAAACAAGUGAUGCGUCAGCAGCUGAUUGCGAUGUCAAACACAUUUAAAAUAUAAUUAUAAUUUUACACAUGUGCAGUUGCAGGUUUUCUCAGUGCUGGAAAUCCUUGUAGAACAUGGCAGUGUUAAUUAGACCUCUUCAUGCAUAUAGUCCAUCUUUUCUAACAGGUUCUUUUGUCCUUGCAAAUUUGAAAAGAAGUCUUAGUACAGAUUGAAUGAGUAGGACUGACUGGGAGAAGAAACUGAACUUGUCUGUUUUUGUUCCUGUUAUAGAUUCUGAAGUUUAUGCAUGCCCAGUCAACAUAUUUUCAUCAAGGUUAUGAUUUGAUGAAUGAUUUAGAUGCAUACAUGAAGAGGGUGUCAAAUCAGGUGGGUUGAAUUUGAUUUACUAUUAAUAAUUUGAUAACAAUGAAGAUAUUGGCUUCUAUUAUACCAUUGGUGCAACAUUCAACAAGUUUGGUGUUCUUUGUCUUUUUCUGUCAGACCUUCUAGGAUUUUUUGUUCCUUGAUGGAACAGUUUGUAUAUUAAUUUUAAACAAUGAUUCAUUAUUUCAGAAGCAGUUGUGAACUUAAAAAUUGAAACACUUUCACUCUUAGGAUCUAAAGAUUUAUUCUUCACACCAUUUGCCAUAUAUUUCUUAUAAUUUAAGCUCUGAGAAUUUGGUUGUAAUUAUCAACCAGUAUCCCCCAUCAGAUAUUUUUCAAUCUUCUUAUCAACUUUAUGCUAAGAGUUGCACUUAAAUUGUGAGGAGAAGUUCCUCUUUGAUCACUCCUAGGAGUGAAAGGGUUAAAAUAUUAGAGGACAGGUUUUAAUCAAUUGGAAAUAGUCUACUGAUAGUGACUCUUAACAACUGUGUAUCAAAUUCUGUAAUCCAGGUGGAAGAAGUGUCAGUCCAGUUUACAAUGGACAAAAAAGAGAUGGAAGAAAGACACACAUUGGUCCAGAAAAUGGUGGGUAUAAUAUCAAUUAUUACGAUAAUGAUUUAAGAUCUUAAAAAUUUUGCUCUGUCCUUAGAGCCGUUUAAAAUUUCCUAACAUGGGCCUUAGAAUUUUGUUUAAAAAUAAGGUAAAGACAGGCAAAAAAAUUAUACAGUUGGGUACAAAACUUAUACAUUGGUUAAUGUUUCCAUAUAUUUAUCAUUUACCAGUAAUUUUCUAUUUCCCAUUUUCAUUCAAUUUCCCCCCAAUAAAGUGAGAUUGAGUCUUGUUGCAAGGCUGUGAGAAAACAAAAAAAGAUUGUGAGAUUAGUGGGUGAGUUGUAAUUGAUUUGGAAUGUCUAUGAAACCAUUCCAUUAGAUUUCUAUGGUCGAAUGUGCAAAAAACAAGGGGCAGAAAAUUUGUCAAAUACUAGAUUAUGAGAUUCAUGGUUUUUACUCAAGGCUUGCUAUCUUGGAUUUGUGAUUUUAGGAGGAGAGUGGGUGCAUAGGAAGAAGAAACCUGAAUGAUGCAAGGUAAACUGUUAUAAUUAUUGAUGGUGUCUGAACAAUACUCAAUACAUGUUUUACAUCAUUCACAAUGGGAAGUCUCAAAGUUUGUAACUUCUCUGUUUACUUUGAGGAGUGAAUCUUGUGCAUUCAGUUUGGUGAAAAUCAUGUUUAUGUUCAUGUGCCUAUGGGUUAAUUUUCACCUUCUAUUUGUUUGCAGUGGUUUAGUAAUGGAAGGCUACUUAUUUAAAAAAAGCAGUAAUGCUUUUAGAAGUUGGCAUAGGUGAGUGUGUGGUAGCAGUGAGUUAGGGGUGAAUUUAGACUGAAAUAUUCUACAGGUUAGAUCUCUGACUCUCAGAAGUUGUAGUGGAUCUGAGUACUUUUUAAUGGGAUACUGAUUGACACUGAAGUAAAACUGCAGCAGCUGAUUUACCCUCUAACUCCUAAGAGUGACUAACAUCUAAUUUCUCCUUACAAUAUGACACCUGAAUCAAGCAUUAAGGUCUCAAGAAUAAAGGAGACGAUCACUGACUAAAAAGCUAUUGAUUGUCAGGCAAAUUCUCCUUGUUGGUCCCUCAUGAAAUUUGUAGAGAACAGUAUGGAGAAUAUGCAUACUGAUAUUAGGGUGUAAAGGGUUAAGGUCUUAAAUAAUUUCAUUGUAAAAUACCUCAUUUUUAUUUUCCCAAAGGUGAUAUUUCACAGUUCAGAAUAACCAACUGAUGUAUCAGAAGAGAUUAAAGGUGUGUAUGACUGAAUGAAUGUAGUAUUUAGAUUACACACACUCACGAGUGUGAUCACUAAGUGCAAUUUCUGGUGUCACAUUCUGAUUAUGUCAAUCACAUGCAUGCUGCAAAUGUCAACAGCCAGGUGCAUACACCUAUUUAUGCACAUAUGUUAUCAUGCUUUGAAUUGUGAAUACUUAGGAAAUUUAUUGAAGUUUUUAAUUAAAACCUUUUUUCAGUUGUACAGUCAAAUGAAUGAAGGGAUUCGAUGAUGACAUGCAGUUAAUGUAUCACUUGCAUUCAAUUUUGCAGGAUGAUCAAACAGUACUUGUUGAAGAUCUUCGAUUGUGUAAAGUUAGGCUUGCAGAGGAAACAGUGGAAAGAAGAUUUAUGUUUGAAGUGGUAUCACCAACAAAGUAAGGCUACUAAAUUCUGUUUUUGCAAAUCUGUCAAAUACACAGUAGACAACUCAGAAUUGAUAGCAUCUGAGUGACCAAUAGUUAUUGUUUCCAAGAUCUGAUUGUUAAUUCUCCCCUCAAACUGCAAGACAUUUGUAAAUUGGUUACAGGAAUUGGUGUUAGAUCAAGAUAACAACUUCUUCCUAACAAGUUUGAGUAUUCUCUUUACCUGAUAAGUUUGAGUAUUCUUGUUACCCAUUUGCUGGAUAAUGUAUAGAUUUUAUAGGGAGAAGUGACAUGUUAAUCACUUUUUGAGUUUAGAGUUAACUGAAAAUGAUAUCUUCUACUCUGUAUCACUAGAUCAUGGUAUUUACAAGCAGAUAGUGAAGCACUGCAAGUGGAAUGGAUGGAAGCUAUGCAGGUAAGUUUAUCAAAUUGAGGCAAGUGGAAUACAUAGUCUAAGAGUCAGAGUCUAAGGAUGUACACUAAAUGUUGUGGGUGAAUUUCUGCUGAUGGUGAACUUGAGUGAGGUGUGGAGUGAGGUUGGUGACAGGGUUUUGUUUUGUUUGUAAAAUAAUGUUGUUUUCAAGGGCAACCUUCCUUUUUUCCAAUGUUAACCAAAUCUCAAGAGCAGUGUAUCAUAAACUGUCAAGCAUGUGAGAUAGUGUUAAGAAAUCAAAUGAUCCAAAUGAUCCUGAAAACAGCACCAGUUGCCCAUGACAACAACCCCAUUUUUAACAUCAAAAUGUGGUCACCAAACUUUUGUUGCCCCUCUCUCAACUGAAAAUUGUAGUAAGUAGGCUUGAAGUAGAAGUGAACGAGUUAUCAGCUUUUGUAGAAAUUGUUGUGUUGUGUUGGCAGAGAAGUGAAUCCUUAACUUGAUGAUCAAUAAGAGAGUUUCUAACAAAAUACUGUUACUAAAAUUUUAAUUGUUAUGUGGUGAUUCACAGGCCAGUAUUGACAAGGCUUUCAAUAGCUCAACCAGUAUUCAAAGUAACAAUGAUAAGGUGGGUGAAUUGAAAUUACUUACUUGCGCAUAGUGCAUGUGAUCCCUGUGGGUAGUUUUUAAGUCAUGGUUCCUUGACCUCAGGAUUUCAGAGACAAUCCAAGAAAAUGUGACUCUGAGGACAAGGCAGUGCAGUUUUGAUGAAUCCAAGCAAUAUAUAUUUAUUUAUUUAUUUGGCAUAUUAAAGUUCAUUAAUUAGCAGCUACCCAGAUUAAUUGCAUGGUACCUUUCAAGAUUGCCACAUGCACUUUCAGUCCUUUUCUCCAAGAACCUUCCUCAAAACUACUGUAUAAAAAUCACAUGACACAAGGACAAGUUGUUCAAUUUAUACCUUGAAUCAAUUUCACUAGCUGCAAAUGAAAUAGAUUAUUGGCUACUUUUUUGGUCACUGUUACACUGUUCCAUUUUUUUUUUUUCAUUUCUUUAGCUCUUGUUUAAAAUGUUCACAACUUUUAAAUUGAUUCUUUACACACUUUCUCUGUGAGCUGUCACUGAUGUGCACCUUACCUAUAAUUUGUGAUUUCAGGGGAAAUCCCUAUCCUGUCUUUUUAGUUCAAGUUUAAAAUAGAAUUUAUAUAAUUUUUUUUCAGAGUGAUUUACAAGGGCCAGGCUCUAUGAACAACAGUAUGGAUUCCCUCAACAAAGUUUCUGGACCAUCAAGGUUUGAUUGUCUUGCCUUUUGCAUACUGUUGCUGGAGAUUUCUUUGAUGCAGUUAAAAGCAAUUUAACAGAGUUGACAACUAAGAGGAUCAGUAGUAUUCAGCGGUCUUUGCAUAUGCGCACAUGUCAGAAUUCCAUGUGCUCUCUGAUUGAGGCAUUCUUGCACGUGCUUUGAGCAUGAGCUUGCAACAUGGUUUGGACUGACAGUUCAUCAUCCUGGUAGUUUUCCCCACCCCUUUCCCACUCUUUCCACCAUUUAUUCAGUGUGACUGAGAUCUGCUUCCCUUUUCUGCGUGGGGGCUCAUGGCUGGGUUGCAUGGAUUUGCCAUGGUCCCUGCUCUCACCACUGUGCCAUCCCUGCACUUAUCACUGUGCCAUCCCUUCUCCCAUCACCGUGCCAUCCCUGCUCUCAUCAUUGUUCCGUCCCUGCUCCUAUUACUUUGCCAUCCCUGCUCUCAUCAAUAAUGCAAGGGUCUAUUCUUCCAUCACUGUGCCAUCCCCGCUCUCAUCACUGUGUCAUCCCCACUCCCAUCACUGUGCCAUUCCUUCCUGUUAUUUCAUAGACAGUACUCUCUUGGAUCAUACAGAUGACACUCCAUUUUGGACCUGGUUCACUAAAAGUUAAUAUUAAUAAUUACAUUCAUUUGGUGUUUUAACAGUUUUUAUUACUUUUCAAUGACAGAAGUAACCUUGAUGUUAUUAGAGCUGUCUCUGGUAAUGACAAGUGUGCAGACUGCAGCAGCACUGGUGAGCAUAGUACAACAAUCUGUGGGAGAGGGUAGCUUUGAGGUCAUAGGAUCGUGUAAAGAAAGUUAACUUUUUAAUACCAUUUGGCCUUUGCAAUGAAAAUGUGGGUUUUUUUAUUAUCCUCCUUUCAUGGGUUAGAAUGUUUGCUUUUGCCUUUCUUUUUCUUUUUCCUUUUUUUUUUUAAUUUAAAUGGUUUAUAUUUUGUAGUUACCAGUAGUAAGUAACUCUAAUGCAAAUUAUUUUUUAUCCUUUAGAUCCGACCUGGGCAAGUACUAACAUGGGAAUUGUGCUGUGUAUAGAAUGCUCAGGUAUUCACAGGUACUGUUACAAAAAAAGUUCUUUUUUUAUGAAUAGCCCUUGCUUUUACCAUAAUGACAUGCUCCUAGUCAUGGUUACAUCAGAUCUGUAAUAUUAGAAGGAUCUCGAUAUGCAUUGUAGAGUGCAUGUGUUGUCAAUAAUCUGGUUUAUGCCAUGAUCCUUAAGAUCAGUGGUGCAGACAAAAGGCUCAGCUUUGCUGCUGUGUAGUUUUUCUUAAGUUCAAUUAGCAGGUAAAACAACCAAACAAACAUUCAGUAAAUUCAUGCCUCUGGGUCCAAAUAUCAUCAGUUGAGGGCAGUAUGUUUGACUGAGUCACAAACUGUCCAGUGCAUAAUUACCUAUUUUGUAAGUAUUUAAAUUUGAUAUAUAAUAAUAUUAUGAGAGAUCAAAAAGUUACAAUCAUGUAGUUUAAGAAAUGACCCAGCGGUAAUGCUUGUUUUAAUAGGAGUUUGGGUGUCCACGUCUCCAAGGUUCGCUCAUUGACCCUUGAUGCAUGGGAACCAGAGCAAGUCAAGGUAAUAUAGGAUGCAUACUUUUGUUAUUUGUAAGCACAAUGCUUUGGAUUUACAACUGUUUUACUGGACAAUGUGCUGACAUAAUGUUAAUUGAGCUUGUGUCUCAAAGUGAUCAAGGCAUAAUCUCUAACUUGGUGACAGAAUAUUUUUAAUUUUAAAGAAAAGGACUUGGUAAAAUAGAACAAAAUGAAUGUUAUAGUAACUUAAGGUUUUGUUUUUAGUUAAUGACAGAAUUGGGAAAUGAAUUGGUGAAUGGAAUUCUUGAAGCAAAAGUCAACUCCCAUACAAAGAAACCAACUCCUCAAAGUAGCAGGUACUGUUUGUUGUUUUAAAUAAAUUAUGAAUUCCUAAAUUUUUGUAGUUAACAUUUUUUGAAAAUAAUUAUCAAAUGAUUUUUGUCAAAGGGGUGAAAGAGAGACCUGGAUCAAGUUAAAAUAUGUACAACAUAAGUUUGUUUCCCUGGAAACCUUUCUAAAAAACUGUCAAACUUUGGACAAAGGGAUCAUUAGAAAUCUUGCAAGAAUGAAAGUUCACCAUGAGGAAAGGGGCACAAAUUUGGCCGUUGAGAGAACAGACUCCAAAAAAAGUAAACUUUUCAAACGGAAACUUGCUGUGAAGUCAAAGUCAAAGAUGGACAACCGAAAGAGUGCCCCUGCUGAAAUACUCUCUGUGGAUGUAGCAAGUGAAGACUCUGAAAAGUUAGAACAUGUUGCUUCAAGUUUUCUCAGUGAUGAGACUGCUAGCAGUGACUCACAUGAUGAGGACAGACCGGGAACUAGUGCUCCAUCAACAUCAUGUCAAGACAGUGAGAGGAGACGGGCAGCCUCCAUCGGAGCAGCUAUGUCUUCUGACAAGGGUAGAGAUAGGGGAGUUUCAUUUGAUUCAACCAUAAGUGAAGAUGGUCUGACUCACGAGGCAACCAUUUGUGAAAGAGUGCAGAAUAAUGGGGAUGGUGACCUGGAGGCUAAAAGACUGAAGGAGGACAAGGAGAAAGCGAUCACUGUGUUGAAAAGAGUUCAUCCCAGUAGGGUAUGCACCUUUAAUUACUCAAUAAAGAGGUCUGCACUAUCUAUUUAAUAUUUAUUUUCUAUAUCAUAUGCUGUUUUGUAAUGUCCUGAGAGUUAUUAAGUUGAUACUUAGUGGUGAUUAUUGACCCUUUACACUCAAACAUCAGCAUGCAUAUUCUCCAUACUGUUCUUUAUACAUUUAGUGACAUGAUGACAAGGAGAAUUUGUUUAACAAUUCAGUGCCUCUUUAGUUGGUGAUCAUGUCCUUUAUUCUUGUGAUGUUAAUGUGUGAUUCAUGGGUGAUACUGUAAGAAAAAAGUAGAUGCUGGUCACUCUCAGGGGUCAACAGUUUAAUGGUACAUGACAUUGCUUGUGACUUGUUUUAAUUGUGGGUUUUUGUUGCAGUUACUUUUCAAAGCAGCAGAAUGGAAGAGUCUUCCUCUUAUGGCUGCAUCACUUGCAGAAGGUAGACAAGAACAUGCUGCACUUAUUGUUUAUUUAAUGGCUGCACAGACAUUUCUGGAAAGUGAUACUUACAGUAAUCACACAAAUUGUGUGUAACUUUCCACUUUCCUCAAAAAUGUACAAGUCAUGAAAGUGUUUAUGGAAAAUUUUCAGGUGCCAAAGUGAACUGGGUAAAUGAGGAAGAUGAACGAAAAACAGCACUUCACCAGUCUGUCUUAGGGGUAGGUUUGACUCUUUCUGUUGACGGUGUUCUGCUAUGCUAAGUACUUGCAAUUCCUUCAUGGAAGGGUCAUCAUGUAAUGAAAUUAUUAUUUUUCUUCCUCAAGGGAUCAUUACCAGCUUGUGAGUUCCUUUUACAAAAUGGAGCUAAAAUAAACCAGAAAGACAAGAGGGGAAGAGGUGCACUUCAUCAUGCAGCACUUCUUGGGCAGACAGGGUGAGUUGAUCAAAAAUAACAUUCUAUUAAAACCGUUUUCUCUCUUACCAUCACUGUUUUCUGCAGUCAUUGUGAGUGUAUUGAGAACCUUGUUUGUGUCUGUAAGGCAAAGAAUUUUACUUCUUUUUCUUUCUUGCUUCAAGUUGUUAUUAUCAGUAUAUGAAUAUUGGUAAGGUUAAGACUUACAACCACAUGUUUCAGUAAAAGUUCCAUAACUGUGUGUACUUAAACCUAGUUCCUGUAGGCUUCUCUCACCUAGAAGAUUGGAAAACACAAUCCUUUGUGGCCUGUGACUAUUUUGUUAGAACAAUUUUUGUUCUGACCUUCACUAUUUCCUACAGUCUUUGUGAGUCUAUUAAGAACCUUGCUUGUUUCUGUAAGGCAAAGCAUUUUAUUUCUUUUUCUUUCUUGCUUCAAGUUGUUAUUAUCAAUGUAUGAAUAUUAGUAAGUUUAAGACUUAAAACCACGUGUUCCAGUAAAAGUUCCAUAACUAUGUGUACUUAAACCUAGUUCCUGUAGCUCUUAGCAACCAGUUCUUUCCUUAGCAUAGUGUCUAUCUCCAGAACACAAUACAGUGGUGUGGCCAGGGCUUAAAACAGUUCACCCAGCUGUGGCAUCAUCUGUCAUCACUUAUAUUAAUACUGCUCCUUUAUUUUCAGUCCUAUCCUCUUGUUCCUGAAGCGAGGAGGUAACCAGCAUGAUGUUGACGAGAAUGGAGAGGUGAGUGUGAACAUAAUGUAGUGAUGCAUGAAAAAAGCCCUUGGAGACAACCUCCCAUGAACUGCCAGUCUUUCCUUCCAAAUUAAUCUGUGUUCCCCUGGAAAACAGAGGAAGCAGUAGAUGUUGCAUGAAAGGUCACAAGUGGCGGUAAAAACAGUGCUCAUGAAAGUUUCUUGAUCAAUUUCUUUUGUUAAUUUCAGGACCCUCUUACAAUUGCACUAAAACAAACAAAUGCAGAUAUUGUUACUCUGUAAGUAUACAAAUGCAAUAUAACAGUGGAUAUUGCCUGAUUAUGAUUCUGUUCCUAGGAAUUGGUUUUUUUAUUUAUCCUUCAAGAGUUGAAUGAAAGAAUCCCAAAAAAUUGGAAUUGGAAUUCACACACAGCAGUCUUUAGUCAUUGUCUUCUUUUGUGAAAGAAUCAUUGUUAGGAAUUGUAAAUUUUAUAUCUACACCUUGUUUUUGGAUGUCAGGUUAUUUUGGUAUCUAUUACGGUAAACAUAUAGCUGCUUUUGGUCCAUUUCUAACUUGUCAACAUUUACUAGACGGUGAAAAAUGAAAUUGUUUAUAGGUUGAGACUGGCAAGACUGAAUGAAGAAAUGAGAGAAGAUAAUGAGAUUGCCCAGGGUAAGAUCUUUUUAAGAGUGCUCCAUCUAUUUUUUUCUGAUUUGUUUUGUUUGUUUGUUGUUGUUGUUGUUGUUGUUGUUGUUGUUUUAAUUAUCUGUGAAUUUAAGGAGUGGUAAGCAAUGUAAUCUAACCACUGUAUUGUUCAUCAUGUUUGUCUACAAUGAAAGUCCACUAUCCCUGGAUAUUUCUGGGCAAGCAGUAUGAUGAAAAAUAUUAUGAUACCAUAAAUCAAAUGCACUCUACUUAUCCAUGAUUAUAAGUAGUUGCAGAGGGAAAUUACUCAUUAAUCACUCCAAAGGGUGUAAAGGUUAACCCUUUACACCUCAACAUCAUUAUGCAUAUUCUCCAUACUGUUCUCUAUACAUUUCCAAGGGUCUAACAAGGAGAAUUUGUAAAACCAUGAAGAACUUCGUUAGUUGCUGAUCAUUUCCUUCAUUCUCGUGACUUGAACAUAUGAUAUAAGGGAUAGAUUGUAAAGAGAAAUCAGAACCUUGUCACUGUCAUGGAUUAAAGGACUAACUGCUGUCAUUUUUUUUGUUUCAGGUGAUGUUACAUUCAAUGAUGUGUUCAGAGAUUUUUCUAAUAUGGCGUCCAGAGAUCCUGACAGGCUUAAACGCAAUUUUGAUUCAAGUGGACCAAGUAGACAGACACAACUGUGAUAGCAAAAUCAAUUUGUUCCACCUUCAAUUGAAAACAAAUAUUUGAGGUCACUUCACGUCAAAAUGUUUCAUUACUCAAAAACAAGCACACAAAUUCUCAUUUCAUUGAAGAAACCAAUUUGAAUAUUCACUCUAGAUUAAAUCUUACCACAAACACAAAAGGAGUAAAACAUUAUUUCCAAUUUAUGUUUAGUUUUGUAGUAAUUUGCACCAAUCAGGAAUUAAUGUUUCACACUGACAAUAUUACUAACUGUCAUGUAAUGUAGGAAAACUGAACUGUACAAUUAACAUAUUUUUAUUCAUUAGGAAUUUAAAAUUAUCCCCAUGAUAAUAGCAGCAUCAUUUAGAACAGAGAAUAGAAUCUUGCACUAAAUAACUUAAGGAAAGAAAACAUAUCAGUAAAUCAUUGUUAAAAAAAAAUAAUGAAAUUUGUAAAUAAAAUUUCCCCUAUGACAACUGAAUGGAAGGAAGGACAUCAAUGUUUAAUGAAGAGUUGACUGUAUGAAUACUAUGGUCAAAAAGUCAAAGUUGAACAUGAUUAUAUUAAUAUUACAAUGCUCAGUUAUGAAAAAUUGUACAGACUAGCUAGUAUUGAAUCAUUAUUUAGUUGAUUUUGACCAGACUAAGUGGUAUCCUCCAUUAGAUUGAUAUUGAUU